Messenger RNA from Triticum dicoccoides, 849 nucleotides. Its product is annotated as protein disulfide-isomerase SCO2-like. The record is from RefSeq and is a predicted model, not a curated record. The annotation marks the transcript as partial. Lineage: Eukaryota; Viridiplantae; Streptophyta; Magnoliopsida; Poales; Poaceae. The transcript has 3 exons.
CCGCUCCUCUCCCUGCGCCCCAGCAACCCCGCCGUCCCCCUCCCCCGCCGCCACCGGCGCCCCCACCCGCCCCGCCCGGCGGCCGCCAACACCACCGGCGCCGCCUCGCCGCAGGAAUGGUUCCGCCCGCGCCGCCCGGCCGACUCCGACCCCUCCACCUCCGGCGGGCGCGUUGCGGCGCGCGAUCCCGGCGUGCGCGUCAAGGCCAAGGACGGCGCCGAGGAGAAGAAGGGGGAGCGUAAGAGGAGGUGGUGGGAGCGCUGGUCCAGGGACAAGGAGAGCUACCUGGUCGACGACGUGGAGCCGCUCCCGAUGCCGUUGACCAUCCCGGGGACCGAGCCGAUGUCGCGGGAGGAGCUCGACCGCCGCCUCAGCUGCGACGUGAAGAUCGAUGAAUGCAAGAUGGUUUCGUACGAGUGGACGGGCAAGUGCCGGAGCUGCCAGGGGUCGGGACUGGUGACCUACUUCAGGAAGAAGGGGAAGGAGACUAUCUGCACGUGUGUGCCAUGCGCUGGCAUUGGCUAUGUUCGGAAAAUUACAUACCGAGAGGGAGCUGAAAAUCUGGAUGAGUUAGACAAUGGGAGACCACCAUAAUUUGUCGGUGCUGUCUGUUUGGGGGCGGUAAUUUUAUUAACUGGCGUUGAAUAGAUUGUGUUUACUACAUGUGAUUCUUUUCACUACACAAUUUCUGUUUCAGGCACGGUACAGGACAGGAUGCCAUUCUUUAAGCAUUGUAAACUUUUCUUUUUCUGUCUAGUUAUUGUACACGCUCUUAUUCUUCACUUACAGAUGUAUGAUGAAAAUUCACAAAGAAGGAAAGAAUAAAAUAUAAGAAAUCGCUUUGGACCA